Hippoglossus stenolepis (Pacific halibut) is the source of this 1609-nucleotide messenger RNA. RefSeq names its product spermatogenesis associated 6-like (gene spata6l). The coding region runs from base 347 to 1516 and encodes 389 amino acids. NCBI's taxonomy places the organism in Eukaryota, Metazoa, Chordata, Actinopteri, Pleuronectiformes, Pleuronectidae. Gene Ontology annotation, biological process: spermatogenesis. Gene Ontology annotation, molecular function: myosin light chain binding. The record is from RefSeq and is a predicted model, not a curated record. The transcript is spliced from 12 exons.
CUUAUACAUAUAUAUGUGCAUAUGUAGACUAUUAAAAAUAUAUAGGCAGGUAUGCAUCCAAAAUGAAUGAUUACGAAAUGCUAUGUGCGAUAUAUUAAUGGAUAUAAAUUAAUUGAAUCCUUCCAUCCAUCCAUCCAUUUUUGCUAUUCAUCCAUCUCAAUCAUUCAUCCAUCACAAAUAUAUACAAUAUGAAUAUGACAAAAUGCGACUGCGAGAAGAUAUUUACAAAUGGGCAGGACAGCCGUUGUUGCUCUAGCCACUAAACCCGGAAGUUGAAGUAACCAGGGUAACAAGGUAAGGAGACGCCGAACCGGGAGAGAAGCUGUGGCUCAGACCGGAAGCUCCAAUGUCUCGAAAAGCUCUGAAAGUGGUGGUUGAAUUAAAGCUCAGAGCGGUUUCCUGUCCUGGGGUUCAUCUGCCAGCCAAAGAUGACAUCUACCUCAGCAUGUGUUUCAUGGGCCAGUGCCGUCAGUCUGAGUGUCUCCCUGCCGUCUUCCCUCUGCUGUUUCAUGAGAAGAUGACCUUCGAGAAGAUCUUCAGACAUGCAGUGGACCCCGGAGACAUCGCUGUGAUGCUUGAGUAUGAGACGGUCAGAGUUGAACUGGUGCAGCUGGCCCCUCCCGCGGGGAACAUUCUCGCCUGCUUUGAGGAAGAUGCUCGACGGUUUUUAUUCCCAGAGCCCAGACUGGUUCCCUCCUUCUCCGGAGUGGACCGAGAGGUUCUCAUGACCCGAGCACCUUACUUCCCUGGUAUUGCUCCGAGGUUGGAGUUCUCCACCAAAACCACCAUCAUUGAGAGCUCCGCUGAUUCUGAGAUCAACAUUCACCUCAAUGUACUCAUGAGACCAGCGAUAAAGAGGAACUUGAUGCGCUCCAGCAGACCCAGGACCUCCUCUCCUCAGAGGAACCAGUCUCAAACCUCUGCAAGGAGACGAGGUGGAAGGACAGGCCGAGAGAGACACGGCACAGCCAGGUCGCUGUCACGCAUUUCCAGAUCCCAGUCCCCGCAGAGAAACACCCAGCAUCUGGCCCGGCUCAGCCUGGACCCUGCGGCUCCCAACCCAACCGACGUGGAAGCAGCCAGCACCUCCCGACCCAUGCUGGCUUCGUGGCCGGGAGCCAGUCGAUGGGACUCACCCCAUGUUUCUGCAGUGUUGACCAACUCCUCUUCACCUUUGGUCAGGUCUUCAUCAGCAGUGACAUUCUCUCCAACUGGCAGAAGGAAAUCCAAUGGUUUGGUUGAAGAGACAUCUGAAGACGACUCCGGCUCAGAAACACACGACCUUCAUGACGGCCGUCGUGCUCCUGACCCUUCAGCGUCGUGGCAGUCUGACAAAGGAGCCAGGCACAACAGGUCUCCAUCCAGUUCUCACAGAGAAUGGGAAGAAGUCCAUGAGCGCGUUCGAGGACUCCUUACGACGCCAAAAGCUGUACGCCGACUUCUCUGCGGGGCCACAGUCUCUGAGGUAGACCGGGUUUUGGCCAGAAGGUCCGUCUCUCCAGGUCCGCCCCGAUGACCUGGCCAGGCUCCGAAACGGUGAGGUGGACCUGCCGAGUUUCAAGAACUUUGAAUUUGAAAUAUGCUGCUCCUGGUGGCCUAAUCAUUUGAA